AGAAAUUGCAUUGCUUUUCUAGUUCGCUAUAGUAUGCCAUGGAAAUUUCGUGUGUUUUUGUUCUUUCUUUUGUUUUGAGAAAAGUAGCGGAGUAGUACGUGGCAUGAACUACUGGUUUCGAUUUUGUUUGCUUAGUUACGUGUAAGCACUGCUCAACCCAGCGCUACCUGAUUUCAUGAAAACAUGAGUUGCAAAAUACUCACCUCCUAGUUCGUUGUUUUGGUUUCACUUUUAGCAUAACCAGAUCCAGUAGCUCAUGGAAGCUUUCGCACGCGUAGCAGUGUCGUGCCGGCUGCGGCCGGCACUGGACCCGGACCUGGCACUCGCACGGUGGGAACUGACGGACUCGAGUGUCAUUUUGCCAACCCCGCAGAAAAGCAUGAAAAAAGAGGAUUUUGGACUUGUGCCCGCAAAAACCGCCCCCAGCCGCGGGCAUGCAGCGAGCACAAACAGAUCUGGACCAAUUAUGGAGCGUACCUACUGUUAAUUUUUCUUGUUUCAUGUGAUGUGAAUGUUGUAAAUGUGUGAAAUAGAAAUACUAUACUCAUUCGUUCAUAGCUUCAGUGGGAGCUGGGGUAGAAGAUUUUACCUCUUUUUGGUGUCUGUGUUCCUUAUUUGCAGCCUCCAAACACGAUGAAGACGUGGUCAACAACAUGUUAUAUAAAAGACGGAUCCGUAUUCUCCAAAACAGAUGUGACGGAGACGAAAAUGGACCACGUCUUCGGCGAGAAGAUUAACACGAAGGAUAUCUACGAAACGGCGUACCGCCCGAUCGUGGGCAAAGCGGUCCAAGGGCUGAACGGUUGCAUAUUGGCAUACGGGCAAACCUCCUCAGGAAAGACAUACUCGAUGGUCGGUAACGACGAGAGCAAGGGUAUUAUCGAACACGCGUGCGAGGACGCGUUCCGUAUGCUAGAGGAAUCCGGAAAGGUACCCGGCACCGGUGGAACACGCAUUCGCUUCUCCUUGUGCGAGGUCUACAUGGAAAAGUGCAUAGACCUUCUGGCGCCGAGGACUCGAUUCGACAAUUCCCUUGCUGUCAAAGAAUGUAUACCUAUACUUACAAGUCAGAUUUUCUUUGUACGUCAUAAUAAUGAUGUCUUCUGAUGCGGCGCUACCGCAUCAUUUCACGUGCUAGCGCUUUGGCUUCGACAAGAACACCAGUGUCGUCGUUCGGUUUUCAUUGUUACUCUAUGACUAUGUCUCUGUGCUGAAAACGCGAAAGACGAAGAGCCAAUAAGCAAGCAGUCUCGUGUUUGCAGAGACACUUCGACUCUGUAUUUGUUGACUACGUCUACUACUGCUUCAACUAAGUAUCGAUGAGGACCAUAAAACCUUCUCCUUGCUUGAACUUAUUGUCGUCCCCUUUCAGGCCCUCCUCGUGGUUCGUCCGGGAUGUCUGAAUUUUACGUGGAGGGACUCAGCGAGCACGAUGCCUGGGAAGCGCGCGACGUUAUGGAGAAAAUUGCCUUUGCCGAGCGGAAGCGACGAAAGAUCGCCCAAACUAAGUACAAUGAGCAGAGCAGCCGAAGCCACACCGUGCUGACGCUCACAAUUGAGGCGACAGACCAAGGAGAGAUAAGUAGUAAGGGCACUACAAGUACAUGCACAGCACUCUCGGUGGCCAACAACAAAGACAACGAGGAUCUACAUAGCGGCGGUGAGAUAACAAAGGUCGGGAAGCUAGUGUUCGUAGAUCUCGCCGGUAAUGAGCGGCUGGACGAGAGCAUGCAGUACCUGCAGGAGGGCAGCGCGAUAAAUUUGUCUCUGUUUUUCUUGAGCGAGUGCGUGAGCAAGCUCUCAGCUGCCGCUGGCAUGAUAGAAGGGGGCGCAUUUGCCGACGCGGACGAGGAGAGGCAACUCGGACUCAGUGCAGCCUGCGCAGGUACCUAAGUAAUUUCAAUUUGACACCUUAUGGGGCUUACAAUUAGAAUCUUCUGUGGACGAAGCAGAUCGCGGUCGUGCAAGUGUAUUGAUUUCAGGCUGGAGGUUCGAAAGUGGCCGAUGCCGAGCGCAGGUAUCUUUUCCAUGCAUCAAGAAUAGAUCGACGUCAGUCGAUGGAUGCAAUUCUGUAUAUUUCAUAACAGAUUUUUCUGAGCAGCUUCAGCGGUACAAGAUAAAGCAAAAAAAGAAGAACGAUGCCUCUUCAAACAGAUGCAGCCUCGAGUCGCUACAUCCCGUACCGAGAUUCGAAAUUGACCCGCAUUCUUGCUGUGCACCUCGGGCAGAACAGCCACACCGGGAUUCUGGUGUGCCUACACCCCGCUGAGAAGUUCGUGGAGCAGAGUCUGUGUACGCUGCGGUUUGCGCAGAAGGCAAGCGAGGUGGUGUCGCGGGUCCGGCCCGUCUACCGUUCGAAAAACGAGGAGCUGCUGCAGAAACUUAGCAUGAGGCCCAUUGCCGCUGUGCCUCCGAAUCUGCAGGAGGGCGGCGCUUUUUUCGCCAAAGUUCUAGGGCAUGCUGGGGCAAGGCCAAAAGCCCGCACGCACACAGCCCUUGCCCGAAUGGUUUCGCGCGCCUUUGCGGGAGCGGGUGUCGGUCACUGUACCUGGCCGGCGGCCGCCCUUUGCCAGAGUGCGCGCGGAGCGGUCCCUAUGACGGCCGGAAGCUGCCUGCUGCGAGGACGGGCGGGGCGCCUUGCUCGCCGAGGUGCAUCACCAAGAGCGCGCGCCCACGGCCUUCUCGCCUCGGGCCGACCACGGGUCUCAGAGUUAUGGCCAGCAACGAGCCCCCGUCCGGCGACGAUACAUGAGAGAGCAGCGACCACACUAGUCGCAAACCCAGCGCGGAAAACCUGUGGGGACCCGCCCCGGGUGGGGUAUGCAACAGGCCUGGCGACCUGCCGCGGCGUCGGCCUUUGCGCAUGACCCUCCGGUGAAUCAGUGGGCGCACGGCUUCUGCUGGGCCGCUGAUUUUACGAAGGGCGGGCGGGGGGCCCUUUCCCACGAGGAGGCCCGUCGCCCGGUGCAGCAUGCGGCCACGGCAGCCGCCUUUUUCGCCUAGCCGGCGGCACGGCAGCAAGGAAAGAACCUCACCCGGCGAGCGUCGGCACGGAAAAAGCUAUGGCCGUUCCGCCACCCCCUUGGCCCGGCCAGCUUCGCACUUUGCCGCCGAAGAAAGUGCCGUGGCCCCGCGGCUGGGUCGGAAGGUCGGCCGCCACUUGGCAUGGCAGUGGGGCGCUCCACAAGGCGGCGCGCCGCCGGUUUCUGGGCCUGCACGGCAAGGGGGCGGGGGCGGGGUGUUGCCGGCAUGCAUCAGGGGAACGUGGCGGGCGCCCCCCCGCCGCGGCGGGAAUAUUGCCCGCCUUGGCUCUAACUACCGUUCGAAAAACGAGGAGCUGCUGCAAAAGAUAAAAUUGCCCGCUCGGGGCACAGCUCCCCCACCGGCCUUGUGGGUGUGCUUGGGUGGAGGCGGCGGCCGUUUCAACAUCCCCCGCCGGCCCGGCCAGGUUCCGGGUGCGCCUGUAUCCAAGGUCUUAGCCCGCGGCCGGCCCCGGGCUUCCGUGUGUGUUCCCGCAAGGCUUCGCGGUAUGGAAGCUUUGGUUGUUGACCUUCCCAGGGUCGGGUCGAUGCUUGUUCACCGGGCAAAAGCCAAGGCGCCGGCGAGCCAUCGGCCCGACUCGGCCUGUAGUUCAAAGCGCAGGCAAUGCUAAUGCGCGAAAGUGCUGGAAAGGGGCCACGCCCACGCGCAAGGGGGCGACGUUGCUAAUUCACUGCCCUCCCACCGCGCCCGCCAUCAAAAGCAAGGGCAGACAUCAGCGGCGCCGGCUGCGGCCCGCUCCAACAUUGACUGCAUGCCGGCGCGGCGGCGGCCGGCGCCGUCCGGCUUGGGCGCGUGUGUUCUUUAUCGCCAACAAGCUGGCGGGCGGCCAGCGAGCGCCUUCGGGCUGUGCCCGCGCACGUUCCUUCGUGCGGAUUUUCGAUGCUACCGCGAGGCGUCGCGAUGUUGCGUUUCUGGGUCCCAAGCACCAGAAAGCACGCUUUUAGCACGUUCCGCAGGGUUCCGUUUUUGUACUUUGUCCCACCAUACUGUCUACCGUUCGAAAAACGAGGAGCUGCUGCAGAAACUGCGAAAGCGGGUGCGGACGCUGGAAGACGAGCUCGAGGAUGCGCGCGCAGAGCGGCUGCAGACCACGGAGAGUGGGCAGAUCGUGUCGGGAUCCAAAGAAACCGACCGCAUUGUGCUCGCGCUCAACCAGGCAAACACAAACUACAAAAUCGUGCUGACCCGGUACCGUAACUUCUUGCGGCAGCUCGAGCAGGACAUGGCGAAGCGCAGCGAUGACCUGGGGGGCGAAGAAGCAGGAGAGGGUGGCCAGCACGCGACGAACAACAACAAGCAAGCUCUGGGCACGAAGUUUAGCGAUCUGGCUGCGCUUGAGCGCGUGUGGAAGCGGUUUCAGGACCUGAUGCAGGCUUUCGAUAAGAUCUCGGACUGUUCCCAAGGCGUGCGCCAGCUCGCCGGGGACGCGGCCAGGAAGCUUGCGCUCAGCAGCACUGCCCAGUCCGGCCAACAUCCCGCUGCGAACUACGGCUGCUCUACCACUUCUGCUUCUCAACAAAGCACAAUUGGAACCACUCCGAAAAAUAUUAACCUGUUGACCACGCCUGGGCUACUUGCAAGGAAGGAUAGUCAACAACAACAAGAUUCCGCUCGUGAAGAUUCCGCGGACGUGACGAAUGCGCGCCUCAACCGGCGCAUCUUAGAGCUCGAAGCGCAGUUGCGCGGCGAGCAUCGGCAGAUGACAGGAAGCGCGGAGAGCUCCCCAGCGAAGUGGAGCCAAGCGUCUUCCCAAGUCGUCGGUACAAGUAGUGGCGUCCAGCACGCAGCGCCGGCCGCUGCGUCGUCUUCCACCUUCGCCAAGUUGGCCACGAUGAAUAAUAGCUCGACCAUAUUGAGAGGAAAAAUUCCCCCUCCCCAUAUUGAAAAGGUAUGUUUCCAAAAAUUUGCGUUGCAGAUUUGAGGCCACAAAUCAUAUCUGUGUUGCAAGAAGACAAGGGCAGAAGCUUCCGCCCCAUUAUGGAGGCGAUUUGUCAUGCUGUUGGGCCUAAAGGGGGUCCGUUUCCCAUGCUGAACUGCUAGACCCGUACGCCACUACCCAGCCUGGGGAUCUGGCCGCAGUGCCUCUCUGCAAUACAAAGCUGAUUUGUGGCCGCAAAUCAGCAUCACAAAUUCGGCGAGAUCAGCAUCGCAAAUUUUCGUUUUGAUAUGGGGAGGGGGGAUGUUUCAUUUUGAUAGACCACGACCUCCUCGUCCCUGCGCACCACGCCCACAUCUACGUUGCAGGCGCCCGGUUCCGCGGCCACCUCUCAAAUGCAUGACCUCAAGGUGCAGAACAUGCAGUUGCGGUCUCUAAACAAAUACCUCUCGGGAGAGAAGGACCGCUGGAAGAGUGAAACGGAAACGGCAAAGACCGAGGUGGCUACUUUGCAAGCGCGCUCGUCUGAACUGCAGACCAAGCUGCGCCUCGCAGAAACUGCCUUAAUAUCGGAAGCACGCCAGGCCCAGAGCGGUCAGUCCAGCAGCACUUCCCGUGAUGUGUCAACAACAGCAUUGAACGUCGUAGACGAGGACCACGGACGGCAGGCUGGUGAGACUAGAACACGCACAAGCUCUUCCUUCGAUGAGACGAUGAAGGUCGAGGAUCCGUUUCUUGCGUCUCCUGCAAAAACAGAUAAGAAUGUUCCAAUGAAGAAUUCGGACUUCAGCGACGCGCAUUACUUUUCCGGCAGAGUGCAGCAGUUGCUGGACCGCCAGCAAAUGGAGAAAAAACGUGGUCCCACCUCUGCAGCAGGGUUCUCCUCGAACACGGCAGGAACAUUUUUGCCAGACCGCAGCGAGGAAGAUGAUCAACAACAGUUGGAUCAUCGGGCGGAGCAAAAUCGAAAUGCAGCUUCCUUGUUCUGGAAGGAAGGCAAUCAGUUGGCUGCGUAUGCGUCCAAGCAGCAGGCCAUUGUCGACAAGCAGCGCGAAGAAAUCGCAGUGCUGCGUUUGGAGCGGGAGAAGCUGGAACAGGACUUGCAGGAAAAGCACGUGGAGAGUAGUGAAAUGCGCGAAAAAUUGGGAUCAGUAAUGGCAGCGCGGCGCGACGCGGACCGGAACUACGCUCAGGCACAGAAGAUGGUUUCUGAUCUCGAGUCUCAACUGGCGCAGCAGCAGCGGGAAUUCGACGAGAGCAUGUGGAUGAAGGGGGCGACGCUGCAGCUUGCAAAGGGGCUCAGUAGCACGGAGAGAGCAGCUGCGAGCACGAGCGGUGGUCACAACAACUCAACUGCGCAUGGGGGCGCAAAGAAUAAAGCUGGCCGGAGUAGUGCCUCCUCAUCGACGACGGGUUCAACUUCGGGGGGCUCUUCUGCGUCCUCGUCGUCGGCCACCACGAGCGGCUCCAGUGCCUUGGUAAACGAGUCGCUGCAGAAGAAAAACGCUGAGCUUCUGCAGAGGGCCGAGGUGCUGCAGCAAUCCGAGAAGAAGUCGCAGGAGCUCAUGGCGCAGUUGCAGCGACGAAUAGAGCAAGGAGCAAACACGAUCAAGGCGAAGGACGGCGAGCUUGCGCGGUUUCGGCAAGAGUUGGCCGAACUCAGGAAAGCCUUGGUUCUGGCUCGCAAAAACGGGGAUGAGCCUACCACCCGUGGCGGGCCCUCGCCUUUUCCGACGACGGCAACACUGAAAAAGUCUUACAAUGUAGGUCAAGGUACUAGUAGCACAACAACUCCAGCCGGCGGAGGUGUGCUUGGUGGCCCUUCUGGUGCGACGUCAAACUACAGCAGCGCAGUAGUACGAGGACCGCAGGAUUAUUUGGGCAAGAAAGGACCUGACAGAACUGAUCCCGCGCUGGACGCGAUGAUGGAGUCGUGUGGGGGAGCGACGAAGUUGUCGCAGGAAAAUUCUUUUCAAAAUGAAAGUGCGAAUUCGCGGCGCCCCUCUUCCGUGUCCUCCACGUCAGAAAACAGCGGACGACACCAGGCGCGGACGGGGGAAGCCUUCCGCAACGUAGGAGCGCAAGUGAUGCUGAGCACAAACAAUCCACCCCGGGGCGUAGGACCAACGUCCUCGAGGAGACGCGGUGGAAAUAAUGCGAGCACAAUUCUAGCCGGCGAGCCUACAGGCCAGAACUCGGGGGCUCCGCUUGUCCCAUUGCAGAAUACGAAGGUGCGCAGCUACAACUUCCCGUCAUCCACAGCGACAAAGACAAGAACGACCGUGCUGCUGCUUUUUGCUGCGCAGUUUCUGCAUGUUGACAAUAAUUGUAGUCCCGAUCACGAUCAGGAUCAUUUUGGCAUGCAAACGGUGCCAAGAAGCAAAGUAUGUUGACUUCUGUACUAUUCUGUCGAUGAGGAGGAGGGGGAGUUGUUUGAUAUGCACUCGGAUACACAACAUCAACUACCUGUACUCAGAAAACGAAGCUCCUUCCCGCUCACUGGCUGCGAGUUGCCGCCGGGGUGGUAUUAUGCAAUGCGAGUAAUGUCUGAGUCUACGUCCUCUGAACAGGUGAAGCUUGUAAAUGCAAAUUGUAGAUGACAGAGACAAAAACUUGUGGUGCAAAAACACCAAGACCAACAAAGGGAUUUUGGCACAACUUUGAAUGUGCUUCUACGUGCAUUCCAGACCAUCUGGGUCAUCCAAAAGAUGCAUCACAUUCAUACAGUGCCAGUGGCCUCAGACAUGUUUGCAAUUGAUACGCGGCAUCGAACCUCCAAGCGCGGGUGCCGGCGUCGCGGUACCCUCCGCAUCCACCAAUACAACGAGCGCAGGAACUUCCGGUCUAACAAAUGUGAUGGUGUUGCCGUCUAUGCAAUGUAAAUUUUCCGUACAUGUACAAAAUGCAUGACAAAUUUCGCUAACUUGCAGUGCCCAACUCGUCAUGCAGAGACUGCGUGUGUACGUGUACGGGAAAUUUACUGUGGAUAUCGUCCCCGUCCGUUGGUAUUGUCCAAGGAAAUAAAUUCGAGUAA
Amoebophrya sp. A120 is the source of this 7952-nucleotide messenger RNA. NCBI's taxonomy places the organism in Eukaryota, Dinophyceae, Syndiniales, Amoebophryaceae. The record is from the annotation of a GenBank genome assembly.